Molecule: messenger RNA, 1048 nt
Organism: Jaculus jaculus (lesser Egyptian jerboa)
Lineage: Eukaryota; Metazoa; Chordata; Mammalia; Rodentia; Dipodidae
Gene: Dnaaf19
Product: coiled-coil domain containing 103
Exons: 4
Coding region: 350-1048 (232 amino acids)
Biological process (GO): epithelial cilium movement involved in extracellular fluid movement; determination of left/right symmetry; inner dynein arm assembly
Cellular component (GO): outer dynein arm
Source: RefSeq, a predicted model, not a curated record
UGUUGCUGGCCACGCAGAUCAGGAGGACGCCCCCUCCCCAGAAGAAAGCAAGGAGACUCAAGGCUGGGGCUGUUGGGGGUGAGGGUCUGAGCGCACAGUAAAGGGGUACAGUUGCAGUCUAUUUAUUCGAUGAGUGGGAAGGACUUAGAACUUGGCAGGAAGCAUGGCGUGUGUCCAUAGCCUUCUCAACUGCGGGGUCCUAGCCAGGAUCACGAGCCCGGGAGUUUUAGAGAGACCAGCUUGGGGGAAAAAGAAAAGAAAAGACUGGACAGGAGUCAGAACAUCCGAUUUCGGCUGCUGGCCAGCCCAGCCUCUUCUUGGUAUUCUUCCCUGCGUUGCGGCCUGAGUCAUGGAAAGGGAUGACAUGAUUGACUUCAAGGCAUUGGAGAAAGAGCUGCAGGCUGCAAUUGCUGCUGAUGAGAAGUACCAAAGGGAGAAUGCUGCCAAGUUACGGGCAGUGGAACAGAGGGUGCCUUCCUAUGAGGAGUUCAGAGGUAUUGUCCUUGCAUCACAUCUGAAGCCACUAGAGCGGAAGGACAAGCUGGAAAGAAAGAGAACCGUGCUCUGGAAUUCUCACGCUACACAGGGAAAGACUUUUCAGGAUGUGACCACUGAACUCUCCCAAGAGAAAGCCCCCUUCCAGCCUGAGAACUCCGCAGAAUUUUAUCGUGAUUGGCGACGACACUUAAGGAGUGGGCUGGAGCGCUACCAGACUCUGCUACAGCUUGGCGGUACCAAGCUGGGCCACCUCUUCCAGACGGAUGUAGGGUUUGGACUUCUAGGGGAGCUGUUGGUGGCACUAGCUGAUCAUGUGAUGCCAAGUGACCGGGCAGUGGUCCUGGAGAUCCUGCACAGCUUGGCUAAUACUGGGCGAUUCACCCUGAACUUGAGCUUGCUGAGCCAGGUGGAGAGAGAGAGCUGCCAGAGCUUAUUUCAGAAGUUGCAGGCCAUGGGUGAUGCCAGAUGCAUGCAGGAGGGGCUCAGUGGGGAGAAGCUACGGGAGGAGAGACUCCUACAGGAGCUGCUAGGGCUGUAUGGAAUCUAUUGA